Molecule: messenger RNA, 7569 nt
Organism: Hippoglossus stenolepis (Pacific halibut)
Lineage: Eukaryota; Metazoa; Chordata; Actinopteri; Pleuronectiformes; Pleuronectidae
Gene: prdm16
Product: PR domain containing 16
Exons: 16
Coding region: 266-4213 (1315 amino acids)
Cellular component (GO): nucleus
Molecular function (GO): protein binding; histone H3K9 methyltransferase activity
Source: RefSeq, a predicted model, not a curated record
GGCGAGGAGAGAGCAGGAGGAGGAGGAGGAAGAGGAGGAGGAGGGGAAGAGAUAAGUGAUCUAAAGGGGAGACGAUAGGACAAAAAAAGUGAUGAUGAUGAUGAAUACAUUGGAAAGUUUUUUGGCCCCGGCGAGGGUGUCAGAUUGAAUGGCCUGUGCGCAUGUGCGAAGGUGUCCUAACUGACAAUGCUGGUGAGAUGAAGAUAGUGUUGUUGCUGCUUCUGGGCUCACGGAGGACGACGAGAGGAAUCUACAAGCCGACAAGAUGAGAUCCAAGGCGAGGGCGAGAAAACUGGCCAAAAAUGACAGUGAGCCAGUGGACAGCAUGUACGACACAGAGGCCGACCUCCCCAGUUUAGCGGCCGGCAGUGGCAUUGGCGCUGACAGCCCAGAAGACGACACGGAGGACGGCGUCAACAUGUCCCCCCUGCCCUCACCGACUCCCUCCCAUCCGAACAACAACAACCACCACCACCUGCUGCACCCCCACAUCUACGCCACCCACCACCACCACCACCUCCACAACAACAGCAACAGCAGCAGCAAUGACCAGGACUUCACCACACCCAAGGAGGGCUCGCCGUACGAGGCGCCCGUCUACAUUCCUGACGACAUUCCCAUUCCCAGCGAACUGGAGCUGCGGGAGUCCUCUGUGCCCGGUGCCGGCCUGGGCGUGUGGGCCAAGAGCCACAUUGGUGCCGGCGAGAGGUUUGGUCUGCACAGCACGCUGCACCAUGGGGCCACGGGCAAAGACAGCUCCUUUGGAUGGGAGAUGAUGAAUGACCAUGAAGAAACCUCUUCUGACAGCUGCAUGAAAAAGGUGGUCGAUGACAUGGGAAACGUCAAAUUUGCGCUGGACACAGGCCCGGAUGCCACCGGCCCCAGCUGGCUCAAAUACGUCCGCUGUGCCCCGUCAUUCGAGGAGCAGAACCUCGCAGCCUGUCACCUCACCGGAGACCAGAUUUAUUAUAAAGCGGUGCGGGACAUUGACGCAGGGGAGGAGCUUUUAGUGUAUAUGAAGGACGGUAUUUUCCCCGAGGGAUCCAUGGCACCCAACCUACAAGACGAGCAGAUGUACCGCUGUGAAGACUGUGAUGAGCUGUUCUCCUCAACGCUCGAGCUACGGCGGCACCAGAAGUAUUCGUGCACCAGCGCAGGCUCUAUCUUUGACACACUGAGAGAGGACUUCAAACAGGAGCACGAGGACAGCGACGAGCCCGUCCACGAGUGUAAAGACUGUGAGAAGAUCUUCCCAAAUGAGUACAGUCUGGGCCAACACAUGAUAGUCCACACAGAGGAGAGGGAAUACAAGUGUGACCAGUGUCCAAAAGCCUUUAACUGGAAGUCCAACCUCAUCCGUCACCAGAUGUCACAUGACAGUGGCAAGCGCUUUGAGUGUGAAAACUGUGAUAAGGUACAGCAUACCCGGCACGUGUUCACAGAUCCCAGCAACCUCCAGCGCCACAUCCGCUCCCAGCACGUGGGCGCACGCGCUCACACGUGUCCCGAGUGUGGCAAGACCUUCGCCACCUCGUCAGGCCUCAAGCAGCAUAAGCACAUCCACAGCAGUGUCAAACCCUUUAUCUGCCCUGAUGGGCUGUGUCUUUUUGCUCCCCCAGGCGAAGUGUGCCACAAAUCCUACACCCAGUUCUCUAACCUCUGCCGCCACAAGCGCAUGCAUGCUGACUGCCGCACCCAGAUCAAGUGUAAGGACUGUGGGCAGUUGUUCAGCACUACCUCCUCCCUCAACAAGCACCGUCGCUUCUGUGAGGGCAAAAAUCAUUAUGGCUCUCCUGGAGGGAUGUUCAACCCUGGCAUCCCCAUGAGCUCCAGCCCCAUCAUGGCUAAGGCCAAGUCUCAUCAUCACCACCUUUCAGCUCUUAACCAGUCAGGGUUAGGAUUCACUGACUACUUUCCCUCCCGACCUCACCCUCAUGCUGGCUUGCCCUUCUCCCCAGGACCCCAUGGCUUCCCAUCCCUUCCCCAUGGUUUCCCAGGUAUCUUCCCACCUUCACUGUAUCCCCGACCACCUUUAUUGCCGGCUAGUCCAUUGAUAAAGAACCCGCUGGGGAGCAGCAGUCAGGAGGUGAAGCUUCCUCGGAGUCCCCUACAUUUACCUCCAAUGUCCCUGGUUAGCUCGACAAACAGCAAUGGAGGCAACAGUUUGAGUCAGAUGGAAGACAAAGAGAAAGAGAACAAACUGGAUUUGUCCUCUAGUGGAGAAGCAAAGUCAAAAUCUAAGAUGGCCGACAUGUCGGACGGAAGUGAUCUUGAAGACGUUAAUACCACAAGUGGGACAGAUUUGGACACCACCACUGGUACUGCUUCAGGUGAUGGUUCUGACCUGGAGAGUGACGGCGAGAGUGAACGCGAGCGAAUUGGCAAAAGAAGGAAGCCAUCUGGGACCAUGUCAAGUCAAGAAGUCCACCAGUCAGAAGACACGAACAGUGCGUUGAUAUCAGCCAUGUCUAGUUCGGGGAAUCUCGCGCUUGAUCGUCCAUUUCUCUCUUCUGUAUCAUCCCAUCACUCCUUCUUCCCUCCACCUGAUGAGCAAGCCCUCCUACCCAAUACCAUGCAUGCCAAUGCAGCCACCACAGAUUCCAUCAAAGCCAUUGCUUCUAUUGCGGAGAAAUAUUUUGGUCCAGGUUUGAUUGGUCUUCAUCAGGAGAAGAAGAUGGGUCCAUUGCCUUACCAUUCCAUGUUUCCCUUCCAGUUCCUGCCCAACUUUCACAACUCCCUCUAUCCCUUCAGUGCUGAUCGAGGUGCCCUCAAUCCUAGUAUGUUCUUCAAGGCGGAGCCCAAGUCACCUCGAGAGCAGCUUCAUAAGAUAGUUUCUGGUGCCCCAAGCGCUCCUGCUCCCAAAGUGGAGUCACCAUUCGAUCUCACCACAAAACCCAAGGAGACCAAGUUAUCUCAUCCCAACCCGACAAACCCCUCACACCCCAACAGUAGCACUGGGAGCAGUAGUGGACCUUUAGCGAUAUCCGGCAGUGAAGAACAGCCAUUGGACCUCAGCAUUGGCAGCCGGAGCCGAGGUGGUCAUAAUGGCGUGGCAGCUGAGCCACACAAUCGAAAGAACCACAUGUAUGGAGUCCUAAAGGGGAUCUCCAUCAAGGAUGAAGCACCAGCUGGGUUCCCCCACUCCCAGUCAUUGCACCUAUCCUCCAUCUCCCAGCACCAGCAGCACCAGGCCCAGCCACAUCAGCCACCACCCCUGCACUACGCCAAGCCCUCGGCAUUCUUCAUGGACCCCAUAUACAGCAGGGUGGAAAAGAGGAAGCUACUUGACCCCGUUGGAGCUUUGAAGGAGAAGUUCCUCAGGCCCUCACCGCCGCUCUUCCACCCACAGAUGUCAGCCAUGGAGACCAUGACAGAGAAGCUGGAGAGCUUUGGUGCUCUAAAACUUGAUGCACCGCCCAAUUCACUGCAACACUCAGCUCAUCCACUGUUCAACUUCCGCUCACCACCACCCUCCCUCUCAGAGGCCAUCCUCCGCAAGGGCAAGGAGCGCUACGCCUGCAGGUACUGUGGGAAAAUCUUCCCUCGUUCAGCAAACCUCACCAGACACUUGCGGACACACACAGGGGAACAACCCUACAGGUGUAAAUACUGUGACCGCUCAUUCAGCAUCUCGUCCAAUCUUCAACGCCACGUUCGUAACAUCCACAACAAGGAGAAACCCUUCAAGUGUCACUUGUGCAACCGCUGCUUUGGUCAGCAAACCAACCUCGACCGCCAUCUCAAGAAGCACGAGCACGAGAACAUUCCUGUGAGCCAACAGUCCGGGAUGCUUUCCAACCUAGGAACCACGAUCUCCUCGCCAAACUCCGAGCCAGACAAUCAUGCACUUUUAGACGAGAAGGAGGACUCAUACUUCUCAGAAAUCCGCAACUUUAUUUCCAACAGUGAGAUGAACCAGGCCUCCAGCUCCAUGGACAAGAGAUCAGACCAGGCUGAGGAAGAGCGCCCGCCAAGCCACAGUUUGUCCAACUCCAAGCUCGGGCUCCAGGGGCUGGAGGAAGAGGAGGAGGAAGUGGAAGGCGAUGAUGAGGAGGAGGAGGAAGGCAGCCUGACAGAGAAGUCUCACGACGAGGCGCCUGAGUCGCCGUCCCCCGUCACAACAGGAGUGUAUGAAGAGGAGGAGGAAGAGGAGGAGACGGAGACAGCUCCACUGGCUAUGAGCUAUGAACACACUCGCAGGCUUAUGCAAUGAUGCUGUCUCUCUCGGAGAACAACCCUUUGCACGCGCCCUCCCAGAACUCUCUGGACGCUUGGCUGAGCAUGGGAGGUGGACCGUCUGAGACGAGCAGCUUUCACCCGCUCAACCACAUCUAGACCAGAGAACGAGAGAGAGAGGAGCGGCGGGAGCGAGAGUGGGAGGAACAUUCAGUUUCGUAAAUGGACAGAAACAAGUGACUGAGUGGACGUGGAGGCCCUGAGAAGAAUUCAAUGUCAUAUACAUUCAAAAUAGAAAAAAUGCGUUUGUGUGGAUGUGUGUGUUCCUUUGUGUGUGUGAGUGAGUGUGUGUGUGUGUGUGAGUGGAAAAAGAGAGAGGGGGUUGAGAUUGGCCCUGGGUGAGGGGUCUCACAAGACUCUGUCAUAGAGAAAGCACUGCGAAGCUCCUGUUGAUGUGAAGGACAUGAUGAAUGCUUCUCAACAGCAUUGAAACUCUGACCUCUUACCCGAUCCUCCCCAAGUCCACGAGGCUCACUCCGGCAGAGACGCUGCUCGAGGCUCUCGUAAAGACACUUAACGACUAGUAAGUCUCUAAAGUCUGCUACUACAAGCACUGCAGCAUCAGCACUGCAUUAGCACUGCAUGUCCACAGGGUGGUGCUGUUUCACCGGGAACAUAGUGGGCGCGUGCACUAAUGUCUCCAGGUUCCCCCACCCCCACCACCCCCACCCCACCAAUCAUGGGUGACUCAUUUACUGAUCGUGUUUCAAUUGUACGUGCAGAAUCACCUACAGCACCACACUAAAUGUUACUUGAGGAAAUACAGUUGCAGUAAACUGUUUUGAUUCUUGAUUGAUUUUUAAAUGAUUACGUGGGGAAAUGGCGUUCGAUGUUUAAAUGUGCACAGCAACUGGUGAUUUUAAUGAGCUGUCAUGGGAACACCAGCCACCUAAUUGGUUACCCACUUUGAUCACGUUGAAAAUGAAUUCAAAUCACACUCAAAAAGAAAAACAGAGGAAGUCUCUCUCUGCUUGUUUAUUUCAUCGUCAUUUGUUUUGUUCGAUUUUUAUUUACUUACUUUCCUCUUAGAUACCACAGUAUUGUUUCUUUGUAGGCACCACAGUGCUAAAUUGUUAAUAUAAUUAUUUUUAGAGAAGGACCAAAAUUGUAUGAUAUUGUCAUAUGAUGUACAAAAUAACCUAGAUGUUCAUAGCAAGAGUGGUAUGUGCCAAAUAACCCAUAGAAAAUGUUUUGUUCUCUGACAAUCAUUUCAUGUCCAAGGGGCUUGCAUUUGCUGUCAUAGUUGGUUUCUUUUGUUCUCCUAUUACGCUCUUAUGUAUUUGAUUUCAGAAGUGUGUGUAUGUAUUUAUUUCUGGUUGUUUUAUCAUGACUGGAGGAGUGAAAAUGAAGAAGAGUCAUUUUAUCCCUCUUUUCUCGUUGCUGAAGGAAUGAACGCCGAUCACCACGUGGGGGAGAUUCUGAAUCUCCGCUGCGUUGGAUGCGUUAGUGUGCCAAAAUGGAAAGAACCCCUCAAAAUUAACUGUUUUUAUUUAUAGUGAAAGAUAGCCGUAGUUAAUCAUAGACCCUUUUUGGCAUUGUAACGUCCUGCAGUGUUUUUUUUUCUUGUUUUAGUCAAACCAUUUUAACCCUGAAUAUGGUCUUGUUCAAAUUGGUUGAAGCAUUGGGUGGAGCAGAGUGAGACAACCUUCACUCUGAAUGUCAUGAAUGAAAGACAUUGACACAAUAUUAAAUCUGACGUUAGAAUUUAGUUUAUCCAACAAAAACACUUUUUAAAAAAUCCUCAUCAUGUCCUAUAUUACAUGAAGUCACCCACAGUCACAUCUGCAUGAACAUCUGGUCAUGCAAGAAGGCAGACGAGCUCUCGUGAAACCCCCAAAAAACAGAGAGAGUAGACCAAGCCACAGAUAGUAUUAUAUUUCUGCUGGUCAGCCCCUCCAACACAUGAAAUACAAACUCUGGUUGAGUCUGGACGGGGAAAAACCCAAACGCUCGAUCAUGAGUAUAUUCCCUGUACUUUCUGAGAUCUUACAAAAAAAAAGGAGGCACUGUGCCACGGAGGUCAUGGGUCAUUUACUGUAGAUAAAUGUAGAUAGCUGCGGGAGGCAGGGCCGGGUGGGGGCGAGUGUUGUUGUUGAUUGUUGCCUUGGCCCCAUCCUGCAUUUACUGGGACUUUGAGAACUUGGCCUGAUGCUGUAUUGUCAAACUAGCACUUAAAUCACGUGGGUCCAAGCCAUUCAUUGAUAAAGGCGUACGUCUCUAGAGCUUAGAACACAGAUCAACUCUCUGACUAGAUCCACUUUCAGUAGACGAGCCACUUGUGCUCAACAUGGAGAGAAAGAAAAAAAAAAAACUUUAACGGAAGCACUGUAAUUUUUCUUCACGACAGCAGGUGGCAGUGUGAUGCUAGGACUGCUGCAUCAUCUCAUUUUCCUAUAGACAGGAGUCUUUUUAUAAUUCUGCUGAAUGAGAUCUCAUUCAUGGGAAACACAUAAUGUUUUCCAACAUGUGGUUAUCAAAUGUAAAGACUUGGGUUGCUACGUUUUUUUGGUUGACUAGAUGUAAUAAUUCAUGUCAUGGACUACUGUAAUAAGCACGCGCUGUGUGAAGCAAAGGCAUCGAAGGCAUUGAAGUAUUCCAUUUUGCCAACUUCAGAAAGUAUUCUGGCAGAUGGACGCUGAAAUAUAUUUCAGCAUAAUAGAACAUGGUUGCUGUUUUUCCCCCCACUGUUACAGGAGAAGUAAAAAUAUACAUAUUGUUUCUUUUUGACUGUAUAGUAUUUUAAAGAAUGAAAAACAAUGGUGCAUUCGUCUGAAGAAAAAAAAAUCAAUGAAAAAUAUGGGUUUAAAUGGAUGGUGCUUGUUUUGUUUGGAUCUGAGUUGUAUAUCUCCUCUGUUAUGUUUAUUGAAAACAAACAAAAAAAAAAGAUAUUGUGCAUGACGUGUUUAGCGGUCAUAAUGAUGUCCAUUUGUGAAAUGUGUAUCAAAUCAAAAAAUGAGAAAAAAAAAAGGAAAGAAAAAAAUAAAUCCGUAGAUGCACUUAUUGUACAUGUGGUUAGGUUUAGUAGGUUUGACUUCAAGUUCUCGAACUGCCUUACAGACGUCUGGGCAGGCGGCUCUGAAAGACGGAAGUAAAGACUUGUGGGAGAAGACAUAAUGAAAAACAAUAAAGGAUUGUAGAAUAAUAUUGAACAAUUCUGAAAUUGCAGUUCUUUUGAUGCUUGUGAUUAUUGAAGAUGUACUUUAGAGAAAUUUCAUUGAAAAGAUGACUGAUGAUAAUUCUGUAGAAUAGCGAUGUAUACCAAAUGUAAUCUUUCCAAUGCUAUGAAGAAUUUAUACAUGAAAUUGAUAUGCAAUAAAACCUGUGUGCUUUUUA